CUUCCCUCUUCCUCUUCUCCUCCUCCUCCUCCUCCUCCACACUCUUCCUCUUUCCCUCCACCUCUUCCUUUCUCGACUCUAUCCCUCCCUAUUUCCCAUCCUCUCCCUCUACGUACCGUCGCGGUCUUCUUUUCCUGAAAUAUUCCUGGAUUGCAUCAGUCGGCCCCGCCCUUACUGUGUGCCAGAGCGUUCCAAGUUCCCCGACUGUCUCACGGCCACCGAGUGACAAUUCCGAACGCGGCUUACAUACGCAUCUUCCCCGUUUUAACCAACUAAGCGCGAUAAGGAGAGUCGGACUGGUUCUACUCCCCGUCGCAGUCGCUCUAUCCUCUUCUCCCAUUCACACUUCCCUCUGCGCGAUCGCCGUGUUCGCCUCGCUCACGCCCAACCUCCCUCGCACUCUCUCCCUCUUACGCAAGCUAAAGGCGGAAAGGGCCGCCUAGACUAUCCUCACCUUGCCCCAUACACACGCUCAAUACCGCCACCAUGUCCAAAGUCGUGCGCAGUGUGAAAAAUGUCACCAAGGGUUACUCCUCCGUGCAGGUCAAGGUUCGAAAUGCUACAAGCAAUGAUCCUUGGGGGCCAACUGGUACUGAGAUGGCCGAAAUCGCCGCCUUGACCUUCAGCAGCACCCCAAAUGAUUUUUACGAGAUCAUGGAUAUGUUGGAUAAGCGUUUGAACGAUAAGGGCAAGAAUUGGCGCCACGUUCUCAAGUCAUUGAAAGUCCUGGAUUACUGCUUGCACGAGGGGUCCGAAUUGGUGGUGACGUGGGCCCGCAAGAAUGUCUACAUCAUCAAGACUUUGCGCGAAUUCCAGUACGUGGACGAGGACGGGCGAGACGUUGGACAGAAUGUCCGUGUGGCCGCCAAAGAACUGACCUCGCUGGUCUUGGAUGAAGAUCGGUUGCGCAGCGAGCGCUCCGAUCGCAAGCUCUGGAAAUCCCGGGUGAGCGGUCUGGAUGACCACCAAGGAGGCUACGCUUCAGAGCCCCGUCGAGAGCGCCGCGAGCGCCGCCGUACCACGAACGAUGACGACGAUGCGGAAUACCGCUUGGCGAUCGAGGCGAGCAAAUAUGAAGCCGAGGAGGAGCGCAAGCGGCGGGCGCGGGAAGCGGCGGGAGCCGAGGACGACGAGGAUUUGGCGAAGGCAAUCAAGCUGAGCAAGGAAGAAGAAGAGCUGCGCAAGCGCGAGUUGGAGGAAAACAACGCUCACUCGCUCUUUGAUGAUACUCCUACGCAAGUUGCGCAGCCGCAACCCACCGGGUACAAUCAGGGAUACCAGCAGCAGAGCGCGGUCGAUUGGUUCGGCAACCCGAUCAACCCUCAGCAGCCGCUGACGACCGGUUAUCUGAACAACCAAUAUGCCCAACCUACUGGAUUCCAGGGCCAGAUGACCGGUAUGCCCAAUGGGUAUGGCAACCAAUUCCAGGCGCAGCCGACUGCAUUCGACCAAAACCCGUACGGCCAGGCGCAGAACAACUAUUUGCAACCUCAGGCCACCCUACAGCCACAACACACCGCAUUCAAUGUCAACAACCCCUGGGGAGGCGACGCAUUCUCCCAACAGCAACACCAGCAACAGCAACACCAGCAACAGCAGCAGCAUUUCCAACAAUCCCAGGAGAAUUUUCUGUCGGCAGGAACGAACAACCCUUGGGCUGGCACACAGCCUGCUGAUACUUUGAAGCCUAUGCCCACGGGGUCAAACAACCCAUUCGCGCCACGGACGCAGCAGUUCCAGAGCCGACCCGCUGUUACCGGUCCCCCAUCACUGAACACUCUGGCAGAAGAGCAGGCUACCAACCAAUUCACGUCGCCCAACCCGAUCGCAAACUACCAGGCACCGCCGCAGUCGCUUGCUCCGCCCCAACAGUCCUUUACGCCGCAGAAGACCGCCCCGACUCAGAUGCUGGAUCCGCACCGCAUGCAGUUGAAUGCACUCUUGGCUUCUGGGGAUGGUCAGGACACAUUCGGCAAUGUGGGCGAUCUGCGCAUUCCCGCUCAGCACACGGCGCCGGGUACGUUCGUCAAUUCGGCCGGACAGGGGCUGGACAAGCUCCGGGCCACACGGACGGGCAACAACCCGUUCUUCAACCAACAGCAGCAACAGUUUGUUCCACAGCAAACUGGGUUUGCGCAGCCGGCCAACAACCCCUGGGGAGGGCAGCAGAUGUACCAUCAACAGCCUCAACAGGGUGGCAGUUUGAUAGAUUUGUAGGUGGGAGAAGUGAGAUGGUUUGUUGAGGUAGAGGUUGAUUGUGAGUACGUGGUUGAUCAAAGAGGACAGGCGGGGGGUGGUUGGGGGACUGGAAUUAAUUCUGAUUCUGAUAUCUAAAGCCCGUUGUUGUCCCCCGGGCUUUUUUAUGUUUGUUACUAUCUUUGCCUUUCUCCUUGUUUCCUUACUUUGUCCCCUUGAUAGUCGAUUUUUUUUUUCUCUCUUUAAGAGUCAUCGAAUCCGGAUACCAAGUUUUCUUGCCUUAUGUUGUUCCUUGUCAAUCUCGAUCCCCAAGAAACGCUUUCUGUGCUCCAACUACCCACUUACGUACCUUCUGUGAUUGACACGCCCCUCGAUUCCUUCCCCUCGGUUUUUCCUCCCGCUCUCCUCUCAUCCAACCCACCAAUCUCUUUCUUUCCCAAUUAAGUCAUAGUCCCAGUCCCUCGAGAUUACAGUAUACCAUAUACCCUCCAUU
Molecule: messenger RNA, 2689 nt
Organism: Aspergillus homomorphus CBS 101889
Lineage: Eukaryota; Fungi; Ascomycota; Eurotiomycetes; Eurotiales; Aspergillaceae
Product: epsin
Exons: 4
Coding region: 487-2217 (576 amino acids)
Biological process (GO): actin filament organization; endocytosis
Cellular component (GO): plasma membrane; clathrin vesicle coat; endosome
Molecular function (GO): clathrin binding; phospholipid binding
Source: RefSeq, a predicted model, not a curated record